AAGAUGGCGGACGAACGAUGACUUUUGAACUGCAGUUGUUUAACUCGCUGUUAGCCUUUUAAUAUUUUAUACUUCGUGUUAUACUCGAUGAAUUUAAGAAUAUCGGAACCCGAGGGUUGUGAAGGGGAAGGAAUCAAACCGCCCAAGGCUAGAAAUCUCUUGCCAUCUAAGAAAUAUCGCGAAAGUGUGAAGAGAUGGGGAGAACCAACAGAGCUCAAAAGAAAACGAGUUAUUAUUGUGCCUAGCAUAAAAUGCGCUGCUAGAGAUGUUUCUGCGACAACAGAAGACAAAGACAAGAAUGUUCAAUACGAGUCAGAAACCGACAGCUUUAGUUCCAAAGUUGAAAGAUACAAAAAGCAGUUGCAGGAACGUAAGAAGACAAGAGAGAUUUUAAAUAGGUGUGGACUCAAGCAAGACUGGCUUACAAAUAAAACAGGCAGGACUGAACUAGAGAGCAGGGUGCUUAAAAGAAUGCUUCUAAAGGGAAGACCGGAGAUCACAAUCAAACAGGCACCAACCCCUCCCCCAGAAAUUGAGGAGGACACAACAACAGUAACAGGUGAAGACAGGGGGGUGCCGACUAUCCGCCAGCCUUCCCCUGCUGCCUUAGCAGUCAUUCAAGAAUACUUGGAUCGCAAGAGGAUGCGUCUCUUAGAUCUGUUCUCUCAAGCAGACAAGGACAAAAACUGGGUGGUAUCACGGCAAGAGUUCAGAAACAUCAUUCGAUCAUGGCGAAUUCCACUGAAGGAGGUUGAUCUGGAGGAUUUGAUUCUUGCCCUUGACAGAGAUAACAGUGAUGCCUUGGAUUACAGGGAGCUGGCUGUGGGGAGACAGUCAUACUUAGAGGAGAGGGUCACCAAACAAGCGGCUGAGAUUGUCCAUACUCCCAGUGUUAAAGCUGCAAAAAGACCGGAAACCAUUCCAGAGGAGCCAGAACCUGUUUCUGAUCCAUUACAGGACAAGUGGCCCAGUACUGGGGCACAGAGGCCUGCAUCCCCUCAGAGACCCUCCUCACCACAGGCCACCACCCAAAGGAGGCCCUCAACAUCACCUCAACGUCCUUAUUCUCCUUCUUCAGCCCAGGCUCAGCCUGUGACCUUUGUUGGGCAGCGACCAGGCUCUGAGCCCCAACAGCAACAUCCUCGUCCUGCAUCACCAGUUAGCAAUGGUAGUAGCGAGAGCAAUAUGUCACCAACCCUGCUGGAAAUACCUGCUGUUCAGUUGUCGGAGAAAGUUGAGCAACUGACGCAAGAUGAGAUAAAAAACAGACGUAUGAAGAAACAGCAAAAACGUAAAGAGAAAGAAAAAGCCAAGCAGAGGAAGCGAGCAGCACCCGAAAAAGUGUCAGUGGCACCUUCCACUCUGGGGGGUAGGAUAGGGGAAAUGGUGGAUCGUUACCGAAAGAUGACGGUGAAAGAAUACAACGAUGUUGUGGAGCUGUGUCACAUGCAUGGAGUGCAGUUAAGCAAGGGCGUUUUGGGACGAGUUCUUCUUCAACCAGAAGAUAAACCACUAUCACAAAUGAAACUGACCUCGAGAAAUCCUGGACUCUUUGCUAUUUCCACCAGGCAUCACAUACCAGCCAGUAAACCCCAGUCUACCACGACCGCCAGCAACCCACGGCGACCAAAGUUUAGAUACCCGGGUCCUACCACGUGACAUCUGAACAAGACUCUCGGAAAGAGAGUGCAACAUGUAAAGUGUUUAAAUUUUAUAUAAAAAAGUGUAAAAUAAAGAAGAAUAAAAUGUAAAUGGUAGAUUCAUACGCCUCGCAGUUAUUUAGAUAUUUUUGCAUUUUUUGGCAUAAAAAAUGCAAUUGAAGCCAAUCAAUAAAUUAAAGUGGAAAUAAAAAGCCAUUUUUAAGUUUCUUUGGGUGCCAACUGACCACAAGAACUGCACGUUCUUCGUUUUUAAACAAUUUUUGUGAUUUUCUAGAGCAGCAUUGGAGAAUUGAUACUUUGUUUUAGCAUUCCAUUAUGAUUUUUGCCACCAAUUUACUCAUUAUUUUCUAGCUCCCUGAUAAAUUUGUGAAGAUAAAAGUAGUGUUAAGUCUGCAUAUGAGCCAAGUGACCCAUCAGACCGGCCCUUAUCUACGGUUUCUUUAGCAUGAAGCGAGUAGGAGCAUUUAUACUCCCCCCUGGAUGGGAUGCUAGUCCAUCGUAGGGUUAUCCCCAGUGUUAAAUCUGGCGGUACCCAUUUAUAUACGUGUACCUGGAUGGGAAGCGGCACCGAUAGAGUGAAGUGCCUUGCCCAAGAACAGAACAAAGUGUCCGCGGCCAGGGUUCGAACCUUGACCACUCGUCCGCCGCGGUCGAGCGCACUAGCUAUGAGGCCACCGCGAGUGAUG
Messenger RNA from Orbicella faveolata, 2347 nucleotides. Its product is annotated as EF-hand calcium-binding domain-containing protein 12-like. The record is from RefSeq and is a predicted model, not a curated record. Gene Ontology annotation, molecular function: calcium ion binding. NCBI's taxonomy places the organism in Eukaryota, Metazoa, Cnidaria, Anthozoa, Scleractinia, Merulinidae.